Morchella sextelata is the source of this 489-nucleotide messenger RNA. RefSeq lists its product as uncharacterized. The transcript has a single exon. Bases 1 to 489 code for a protein of 162 amino acids. NCBI's taxonomy places the organism in Eukaryota, Fungi, Ascomycota, Pezizomycetes, Pezizales, Morchellaceae. The record is from RefSeq and is a predicted model, not a curated record.
AUGGGGAUGACCAAAACCAGCACCUUCACGCCCACGCAGCACGUCUCGCUCGUGACGCUGCUCUGCCCCGACUACGCGCCCGCCCUCUCCUUCUACGCCGGCCUGCUCAACUUCACGGUCCAGGAGGACAGCGAGCACGACGACGACCCCUCGAAGCGCUUCAUCGUCGUCACGCCGCCCAAGCUGUGCCAGCUGGCGCCGCAGAUGGGCCUGCUCAUCAAGAAGGCGAGCACCAGGAGCGAGCGCAAGGCCGUGGGGAACCAGGCGGGCGACGGCGUGUUUAUGUUCCUGGAGGUGGACAACUUUGAUGAGGCGUAUGGGAAGAUGAAGGGCAUGGGCAUCGACUUUGAGGGCGAUGAGCCACGGCAGGAGAAGUUUGGAAGGGCCAUAGUGUUUAGUGAUCCGUUUGGGAAUAGGAUCAAUUUGGUGGAUAGGCCGUGUACGAGGAUUGGGAGUCUGUAUGCGCAGGAUUGGGGGGUGUUGUCAUGA